AUAUACACACAGUAACACUCAACGACACCGACAGAGACAGAAGUUUCAUCUCUGGUGACUGCGCGCCUCGUCACGUGAUCUCUCGGGCAGUACGUCACACCCGGAAGUGGAAUUGGUUUGCGCGGAGGCUGUUUGGCUGGUAGGGACAGUUAACCGUAACAUGUCUCACUCGUCCACGGUUUGGGAAACAAGCAGCGCGGAAAGUGCUUUUAACGGUAAAUAAGACGCUAAAUACGGUAGAUAUGCUAAACACGCGAGUACGUCGAGUUUAACGUGACGUAGCAUCCAUUCACGGCGCGGACUCCCUUCCAUGAACUCAUCAGACACCGAUGAUUUGUGAAUUUGGGGGGACCCCGGGCGGAUGAUCUGGACAGAGUCCCCUCCCGGACGGAGCUAACAGCCGUUUUACACGAUGAUGACCUUUGGAGCGAGAGCGGUCCUCCUCAGCGUGAGGUGCGCCAUCCACAGAUCAGGCUCCUUCGCCAGAACCGGACUCGUGCGCAGCAGCAGGGCGUGCUUUGUUAAGAGGGGGCGGAGUCUAACCCAGAUCCCCAAGGUCGCGUUGCUAUGUUGGGGCGCAGCCAAUGCGUCAUCGCGUGCAGCCACAUGCCAGGAAGCAACUGUGCGCAAAGCCGUUGAUAAAAAGUCUCUGGCCAAAGUCCAAGUGCACAAAGUGGUCUUUUUCCUGCGCCUCAGCCUGCGCGCGUUGGUGCUGCUCCUCAAGUUCGCCCCCCUGCUCCUCUUGUCCCCCUUCACCCUGGUGUCCGCUCGCUGGGCGUCCGUCUGGCUGGAUGCUCUCCUGUGGGUGACCGAGACUUCCGGUCCUACCUUCAUCAAGCUGGGUCAGUGGGCCAGCACCAGGAGGGACAUCUUCUCCCGGGAGUUCUGCGAGCGCUUCUCCGCGCUUCACGUGAAGGUGCGCCCGCACUCCUGGGCCCACACCAAGCAGUGUCUCCGCCGGGCCUUCGGGGACGGCUGGAGGAGGGUUUUGAUGUUUGACAGCAAAGAGCCAGUGGGUUCGGGGUGCGUGGCGCAGGUGUACAGAGGCUGGGCCAAGGCAGACCAAGUGGAGGACGUGGCCUUCCAGUCUGUGGUGGAGGAGAUGGAGAGAGAAGACCUGCUGGAAGCCUGGGAGAUCCCAGGUCUGGGAGGAGUGGCCCGUUCACUGUGGCAGCUCUGGAGGGGCAGCAAGGAGGAGGAGGACUUUGGGGAGAAGAGUCACUCAGAAGGGAUCUGCAGUGCGGAGAAGGAACAUCUGAUACCUGUGGCCAUCAAGGUGGUCCAUCCAGGCAUCCGGAGGCAGGUGGAAAUCGACAUACUGCUGAUGAAGGCGGGCAGCUGGCUCCUGCAAUGCCUGCCUGGACUCAAGUGGCUCAGUCUGUGUGAGAUAGUAGACGAGUUUGAGAAGCUCAUGAUCAAACAGAUUGAUCUCCGUUUUGAGGCCAAGAACAUUGAGCGUUUCCAGGAAAACUUCCGCAACGUGGACUAUGUGAAGUUCCCAACCACUUUACGACCUUUUGUCACCAGGUCCAUUUUAGUGGAAACGUUUGAGGAGAGUGUUCCUGUGUCCAACUACCUGAGCUCCGACAUUCCCCCGGAGGUGAAGCAGAAAAUAGCCCGGGUGGGAAUGGAGACCAUGCUGAAGAUGGUUUUUAUAGACAACUUUGUCCACGGAGACCUCCACCCCGGGAACAUUCUGGUCCACUGUUCCAGUGAGGGCGCCGGCGUACCGGGGGACGCCCAUGGAAAGACCACCCUCACUGACUUGUGGGACACGGUGGUGGUCAGCUUCAGGCCAGACAGGUGUCCCCUCCAGUUGGUGCUGUUGGACGCCGGCAUCGUAACCCAGCUGAGCAACCACGACCUCGCUAACCUCAAGGCCGUCUUCACAGCGGUGGUGCUGCAGCAGGGUGAGCGAGUGGCGGAGUUGCUCCUGAAUCACGCGCGGGCCAAUGAAUGCCGCGACGUGCCGCGGUUCAAGAAGGAGAUGUCCCAGCUGGUGGACGACGCCCUCAACAACACCCUCUCACUGGGAAAGUUCCAAGUGGGUGAAUUGCUCUCCAGAGUUUUUGGUCUACUCAUCAAACACAAGGUGAAGCUGGAGAGUAAUUUCGCCUCCAUCGUGUUCGCCAUCAUGGUGCUGGAGGGUCUCGGCAGGUCGCUGGAUCCCAACCUGGACAUCUUGGAUUUGGUCAAACCCCUGUUGCUAAAGAAGAGCGCUUCACUGCUCUGAAACACGCAGAGAGCUUAAGCUCAGUGAACACACACACCCGACUCGAGUGACGCCGAGAUCGAAAGGUGGCAGGUUCCUUUUUCAGAACGGCAUGUUGCGUCAUGGAUAUGCUCAAUGGACCUCAUCCAUAUGCAAUUUCCUUUAGUUUGAUUCAAAGCCUCACCAUUUCCACCAGCAUGAAUGUGAUUCAUAGCAGUGUAUUUUCUUACGUUUUCUCACAUGGCUCGAAAAUUGUAAAGGAUACUGGUUUACAUGGGAUUGGCAUAUGGAUAAGGAGGCAGCUGCAUGCCGCUACGUGCCGUUCUGAAAAAGGAACCUGCCGCCUUUUUGAUCCGGGGCGCUACUGCAGGUACACAGAUACUAAAUCUAUAGUGUUUACACGCUUUUCCUGCUGGGAUGAUGGAUUGUUGUCAAGGGUACGAGAUACAGUGGACCCCCGUCUUACUGUAUUUUAGCAGUGACCUUCUUCACUGCUUCCUUUGAGUGUUUUUAUGGUUUAAUAUUUUAACCGCAGGAAAGUCUUCCAGCCAUUUCUAACGCAGGCGAAGGAACGAGGAAACGUGCGCUCGUUUGAGUGCUGGUGGACACAUGAGCAGCAUUUAGGGGAAUUGUAACUAUUGAAGGUAAAAGAAAAUACGUUUGUUUUACUUUAAAAUUUUAAUUGAUCUCAGGAUGUCUUUUAUCCCCCUCGUGUUCUAGUGGGUCUUAAAGUCUAUUAAGCCAUAUAUUUAUUUAGUGUGAAUCAAUGUGCUGUAACAUUGACCAUGUGAAGUUUUUGGCUACUUACAACUGACCAGUUUUUGACUUUCCAUUAAAAUAGUGGAAACACACUACAUAUUUUUUAAAA
Messenger RNA from Gasterosteus aculeatus aculeatus (three-spined stickleback), 3080 nucleotides. It is a transcript of the gene adck2, whose product is annotated as aarF domain containing kinase 2. The record is from RefSeq and is a predicted model, not a curated record. NCBI's taxonomy places the organism in Eukaryota, Metazoa, Chordata, Actinopteri, Perciformes, Gasterosteidae. Gene Ontology annotation, cellular component: mitochondrion.